Messenger RNA from Folsomia candida, 1197 nucleotides. RefSeq lists its product as uncharacterized. Lineage: Eukaryota; Metazoa; Arthropoda; Collembola; Entomobryomorpha; Isotomidae. The coding region runs from base 468 to 1082 and encodes 204 amino acids. The record is from RefSeq and is a predicted model, not a curated record. The transcript is spliced from 4 exons.
AAGAGAUGGUCCAAUGAUUUAAUGUCGAUUUUUGGAAUAUGGCAUGAAUAAUUAGUGUAGGUUAAUAUACAAAUAUAAUUUUGAAACACUGACGUUGGUUAAUUAUUAAUUUGCAUUAGGAAUUUGGCUCACAUAUUAAAUUUCAAACAUGUGUUGGCUCUAAAGCUCGAAAAUAGUUUAAUAAAAUUGUGCAUGUAAGUAAUUGGUAAAUAAAUUCUGAAUUACCAAAUCCUCCAAGAAAGUUUAGAUAUGGAACAAUGAGAUGCAUAAUCUCAUCCGGCGAUUGGGUAUGCACUUUGUAAAACUGUGGCUCAAUUUCCAUUCCGAUGAAGACUGUACGAUUUCCAUUUCUUAAUUCGGAUGGAAAUCUGGUGUGAAAUUGAUCCCUUUGUGGGCGUCCUAACCCGUUAAUCGUGACGCUCCAUGAACCCCCAUCGAAUCUGAGACUGUGGAAGAAUAAAUUGAUUAUGAAGAUAACUAAUAGGCAGGCCGUAGACGCUUGGUACUACGAGAUCUGUGAUGAGGAGCGCUACCCCAAAAAGAAUGCGAAGGGCGAAUUCAAUCUCUAUCAUGACACGCAGGUCUUGUGGAGGUCAAGUGUCGAGCUCGGGAUGGGUUUCGCCGUUCAGCACAACGAGGGCGGCACCGAGGUCCAAGUGGCUGGGCAGUAUUACCCCGUGGGAAAUUUCAUUAGUCAAGAAGCCAGCAAUCCGAACGAUAUGAAACCCAUUUGUCACACGGAGGAAGAAGUUUGCAAGGCGUAUAAGAGUGGAAAACCUUUGUUAGGAGAUUGUCAAGGAAAACUAUGGGUGCCCGAAAAGCCGAAGACACCUCCUCCGAAAACUCAAAAACCGGAACCAGAAGACGACGAGAAAGAAGAAAGCGACGAAAUUAAAGAACUUGACGAAUCUGGGGAGGAGAAACACGUGCAAAGGCUAAAGUUUGGCUUUGGCGAUGGCGAAAUGGCAUCUGCAGGAGGAAGCAAGCUCUUCAAAAUGCUCUCCAUGUUCGACUCCAUGAAGGGCGGGAAGAUUAAAGUUAUUCAUAUUGGAGGGCCUGGGCUUGCCUCUUUGUUGGGCUGACUCAGGUAGUCAGAUUCUAAAGCCGGUGUCACAUUUACUAUGAACUUGCUUGUGUGGAAAUGAUUCUGCAACCCAAAAUAUUUAUAAAACAAGUGAUUAAAUCAGAUUUUCCUUA